Messenger RNA from Helianthus annuus (common sunflower), 1624 nucleotides. RefSeq names its product WAT1-related protein At4g19185. Gene Ontology annotation, molecular function: transmembrane transporter activity. The record is from RefSeq and is a predicted model, not a curated record. NCBI's taxonomy places the organism in Eukaryota, Viridiplantae, Streptophyta, Magnoliopsida, Asterales, Asteraceae. The coding region runs from base 231 to 1361 and encodes 376 amino acids. Gene Ontology annotation, cellular component: plasma membrane. The transcript has 7 exons.
CUAAACUUUCACCAACCACAAAUCAAACUCCAAAGUUGUAAUUAACCCUAAUUAAAAAAAAAAACCCAAAAUAUUCAAUUCACAUAACUUUUUUUCCAAAAUUGUUGAUUUUCCUCACAAAUUCUCACCAUUCUCCUUUACAAUGCAAUCAUUUUCUCCACCAAACAUUUGAAAACUGAAUAAAAAACAAUUCUUUUGAUCGAUCAAUUUGAAAUUUUCGUGCUUAUGAGAUGGCGGUUGGUGGAGAAACACGUAGGGCACAUGCAGCGAUGACAAUGGUGCAGCUUUUUGCCGGAGGAUCUGUUGUGAUUACAAAAGUUGCUUUGAAUUUUGGUGUUAGUCGCCUUGUUUUCUGCGUUUAUCGUGAUGUUCUUGCCCUCUUAAUUCUUGCCCCCAUUGCCUAUUUUCGUGAAAAGAGAACUAGACCGCCUAUAACUAGACGAUUCCUCUUGUCAUUCUUCUUUCUUGGGUUAACCGGGAUAUUCGGAAACCAGCUUUUAUUUCUUUUCGGUCUUGGCUACACAACUCCAACUUCCGCUGCAGCUGUACAGCCUUCAAUUCCUGUAUUUACAUUUAUAUUCGCUACAAUUAUGGGUACAGAAACGGUGAAUUUACUCAGAACUGAAGGUCAGGUGAAAGUUGGAGGUACAUUCGUUUGUGUCUGUGGAGCCAUCUUCAUGGUUAUGUUUCGUGGGCCCGUUGUAUUCGGUUAUUCCGAAAACGACCUUUCUAUACAUAAUGAAAUUAGCGCAAGGGGUCAACCCGAGCCAGCUGGAUGGUUAUUGUCUAUUUUUAUCGGUCUUGGGUUUGACAACUGGCACCUUGGUUUCUUAUGCUUAAUAGGGAACUGCAUGUGCAUGGCAGCCUUUCUAGCUAUUCAGGCCCCAGUGUUGGCAAGGUAUCCUGCAAGCCUAUCGGUUACAGCAUAUUCGUACCUUUUCGGUGUUAUUUUUCUCGUCUCAACAGCAUUUGUUAUGAACAAUGAGUCAACUGACUGGAGUUUGACCGAAUCUGAGUUUUGGGCAGUACUUUAUGCUGGGACCAUUGCAUCUGCGUUAAAUUAUGGACUUCUGACAUGGUCAAACAAGAUCCUUGGACCUUCUUUGGUUGCACUUUAUAAUCCAUUGCAACCUGCUGCAUCUGCUUUUUUGUCGAGAAUUUUCCUCGGAAGCCCGAUAUAUUUGGGAAGUAUUGUGGGAGGAUUCUUGAUCAUCUCGGGGCUUUAUUUGGUCACAUGGGCAACAUAUCGCGAAAAACAACAGGCAGUUUUGGGCGGUCGUCAAUUUCGGGCAUCUGAGUCGCCACUGAUAGGUCACAUUUUUUCAGGAACUCCAACUUCGUUACCGAAGAUUGUGGAUUGAUUGAUUCUUAGUGUCAGGUGCAGAAUUGUGGUCUUCUUUUGAGGUUAUCUUUAUGGGAUUAGUAGGAACAAAGAAAAUGAACAAAAAUAGGGAUUUACAUGUUAGGAUCAUCAUACAAAGUUGCUGAAUGCGACCAUACAUUAUUCCUUGAACACAAGAGUCGGGUGCUUGAUUAUAUAACAUCGCUCGCAUGAAAUUGACAUUUUAAACUUUGGUCCGUUUUUUAAUCAUUUAAAACUUUAUACAACUUCGUUGAUCUUAAA